GCGUCGCUCUGCGCUAGUGACUGGGCGCUGUGGUGGAGAAGGGCCAGCGCUGCGCGGCGUGACGUCACGUCAUCGGUCUGGUACGGGAAUGGCGUGUGAGCAUGAGGCGGCGCAGACAGAUGCUGGUAAAUUACUCGAAUACAGACGCUGGCUGGGCGAUGCCAUCACAGCAAAAGGAUUAUACUCCACAGCAGAUGACUAUGUAGAAAGCAGCAACACAGCAAAGAGAAGAACUAAUAUUACAGGAAAUGCUCAAACAAGCCAGGAUGAUAAGGUCGCACACUCAAGUGGAGAGGAGGCGGGCAUGAAUGGGUUUGUUCCUGUUGUAACACAAGAGGAAUUUUCCAGGACAAAGGAUGAAGAUGAUGAAGGACAGAGUGACACAUCGGAGGAUAUUUAUGAGGCUUGGUCCGCUUACAGAAGUCCUAACUGGGGAGGCAGCUUAUCUGAGGACGAUACAGAUUACAAUCUAAACUCCAGCUCAUCAGGGACACAGCCUUAUUAUCAGUAUGAGCAAGAAGACUGGGAUGCGGAGAUGCUGGCACUGGAAGAACCUUACGAUGAAGAAGACCUGGUUGAAAUUGCCUGUAAGGAGCACAUUAAUCUCUGUGGUUACAAGUCGGUGACUGAAGGGUCUUAUAACCCAAGUUUACAUCAUGUCCCUCCUUUGGAGUGGAGCAAUGUGAUUAAUCUCGGUGCAUUUAAUACUGAGUCUGGACAGUUUGAAGAUGCCGAACAGUAAUUAUCUUUCAUGGUGUGGUAUAUGAAUGAAGGUAAAUCCAGGCAUCCAACAGAGUCUGUACAAAGAGCUAUGCAUCUUAAGCCGUCACCUAAACACAUGUGGCCGACCACCUAACUUUUUCCAGGUCCUGUGGGCCUUGUUCCCAUUUGAGAUUCCACUGUUAGCCUUUGCCUGCCGUCGUUCCUUGUAAACCCAAAGUUAUAAUUUAAUCUGCCAGGUCUCACAUUUGUGAUGGGGAUCACACUUUCUUAACAACAAAGGUACCAGUGGUGUAAACCCUCUGUCUCUGGCCAUGAUGCUUUGUCUGCAAGUACUGGGAGAAUAUUUUUUUUUUUAAGUUCUAGUCGAGUAGACUAGUUUUACAAAGCAAUUGCCUAGAGUUUUUGUCAAUCUUUUUUUUUUAAAUGAAAUAUUUUAUUUGUUUUUAUAUUGUUAUCUGAUUAACAAAAUAUUGCAAGUGUUUGUUGUUUUUCAUUUCCAGAAGGUUGGGUUUGUGUUAGGUUUUAUUUUUUUCUGACAUAUUUAAAUCAUUUCGAUGUGUCCGCAACACCACUGCAUUUACUUUAAUGGUGACGCUGAAAAAAACAACUUGUUGCACACAUUAAAUCUUUAAUUUUAGGCAGAAUGCUGGUACAUAAAUAUGUUGCAUGAGUCUCAAAAAGGAACCUACACAUCCACAGUUUGUUAUUGCAAAAAAAAAAAAGUUUUUAUAAUCGGCAGCAAAAAAUCACAUAAAGUGCAUACAUGUCAAUAACUAGAGACAAGACCGAGAGCCAUAUUAAUACCUGUCAAGCAUGUCGGUGUGGUCAAUGUAAACAGCCUGUUGGUCUCUGGAAAGCAUCAUAUUGUCAACAGCCUUUUGCUCCUAAUGCACCUUCGUAUAUAUGAAAAUAUAUAUGUUGAAAUAUCUAUGAAUGUUUAUUUUCCAAAAAAGCAAAAGUCAGGUACACAUUGCUUUGUUUUCCACAUUCCUUAAUGCAGCCACACGGAAAGAAAUCUAAGGGGUCAAUCAUAUUCACUGUGAAUGGGGUAAGUUGUCAUUGCAGUGGCAAAGAAACCACCAAAACUCACUGCCUUUAAGCCCCAUCUCGCCCCUGACUCAGAUUUUUGUAUGCAGCACUGAGGAGCUGCAAACAAAAAUCUGUCAGUCCGGAGGUAUUGUAAGUACGGCAUACUGCCAUUCUUGCUCGCGCCGCAAGGAUUGACCCCUAAGAGCCAAAUUAUCCAUAUAUUGAGUCAUCUUCCAUCAAUUUUGCAUUAUAAUAAUUUGGAAGUACUGUGUUUUAUUAUGUAUGUUUUCCAGAUGCUCAUACCCCUUAACUCAGUCUCUUCGAUGGCUGGGAGGUAAGGUGUCAUUGACAUAAGGAACAUGUGCCACAGUUGCUUCAUUGUUGCUUUUUGUGACUAUUAAUUAAUUAAACAAAAGUAUUGUUGAGAAAAA
This is a messenger RNA of Pseudophryne corroboree (corroboree frog), 2183 nucleotides long. It is a transcript of the gene COPRS, whose product is annotated as coordinator of PRMT5 and differentiation stimulator. The record is from RefSeq and is a predicted model, not a curated record. Bases 89 to 742 code for a protein of 217 amino acids. Lineage: Eukaryota; Metazoa; Chordata; Amphibia; Anura; Myobatrachidae. The transcript has 5 exons.